UUGUGCGUGCCUGUGUUUUCCCCCACCCCCACCCCCCGUUCUGCGGGAGCGGCGGCAGCCGGGACGCCCCGUCUCUUCUGCUGGUCAGGUGAGGCGAAGCGAAGGCGUUGGGCCAGGCCGAGGGAGCCAUCGCCGGCGGCUGCCGCAGCCGUGAGGUCGCGCUGUUCGCAGCAAGCGAGGGGGAAGAAGCGGCAAGACGGAGAAGGGGGGGAAGAAACCUUCGGAGCUGCCCCCCAACAGGAGGAGGAGUCUCGGCGCCAGGCCCAGGCGCAGCCCCGGCACCGGCGGCAGCAUGGAGAACUCGCAGCUAUGCAAGCUGUUCAUCGGCGGCCUGAACGUGCAGACCACGGAGGCCGGGCUGCGGGAGCACUUCGCGGCCUACGGUACCCUCACCGACUGCGUGGUGGUGCUCAACCCGCAGACCAAGCGCUCCCGCUGCUUUGGCUUCGUCACCUACUCGGCGGUGGAGGAGGCCGACGCCGCCAUGGCCGCCUCCCCCCACGCCGUGGACGGGAACGCGGUGGAGCUGAAGCGGGCCGUGUCCCGGGAGGACUCGGCCAAACCGGGGGCUCACGCUAAGGUGAAGAAGCUCUUUGUGGGCGGCCUCAAAGGGGACGUAGGCGAAGGGGACCUGGUGCAGCAUUUCAGCCAGUUCGGCCCCGUGGAGAAGGCCGAGAUCAUCGCCGACAAACAGAGCGGGAAGAAGCGCGGCUUCGGCUUCGUCUAUUUCCAGAACCACGACGCCGCCGACAAGGCGGCCGUGGUCAAGUUCCACCCGAUCCAGGGCCACCGCGUGGAGGUCAAGAAGGCCGUGCCCAAGGAGGACAUCCAGUCGGGCGGGGGAGGCGGCGGCUCUUCCAGGCCCUCCCGGGGAGGCAGAGGAGGAGGAAGGGGUCGGGGCGGCGGCGGAUCCGGCAACCGGGAUCACAACGGCCUUUCCAAAGGAGGCGGCGGUUACAAUAGCUACGGCGGCUACGGUGGAGGAGGCGGCGGCGGCGGCGGUUACGGCUCCUAUGGCAGCGGCUCCUACGGAGGCGGCGGCGGAGGGGGAGGCGGCGACUACGGCAACGGGUACGGCGGGUUCGGCAGCUACAGCCAGCACCAGUCCUCCUACGGCCCCAUGAAGAGCGGCGGAGGAGGUGGAGGAGGGGGCGGCAACUGGGGGGGCCGCAGUAACAGUGGACCGUACAGAGGAGGCUAUGGUGGGGGAGGCUACGGGGGCGGCUCUUUCUGAGCUGGAGCGCCCAUACCCAUUGGGGGGUGGCGUGGAGAGCCCUCCCGUUGAUACGGGGCAGCUUCUAAAUGGUUUCUCCCCUCAUUCGCCGAAGGGCAGCUCCUUUUAAAUGCCCCCCCGCUGUGGGGGCAGCUCCUGAAUGCCCCCUGGGGGUCGCCUCUGCUGCCUGUGCCACUUCGUUCUCUCUGAAGAUGGACUGGGCCCCACAUACACAUACUUUGUGUUACAGUCAUUGAUGGACUCUAUUUUUUUAUUAUUACUUGGACCUUGGUCGUUUUUAUACUAGCAACGAAAAAUGUCUUGUUUUAAUUUGUUUUUUGGGGGUACGGGGUGGGAAGUGUCUUGCUGAUCUGGAGUAAAAACUGGGGAGGGUUACGGGGGAAUUUCCUUUGUUGUAAGGACUCGAUACCUGGCUACUACAUUUUUUUCUACAAAGUCUACUCGGAUCCCAUGACUGAAAUUAACAUUUCUGUAAAGGAGGAAAAAAAAUCGUUUUUACGUUUUUUAUUUUUUAAAUAAAUCAUUGUGUUCAUUGACCUUUACAUGUCUAAUUUUUUUUCCUAGGAUCCAUUCCGUACGGUUUUAAGGCUUUUCUAGGUUUGAAGCAAGUGUUCCUCUGCUUUAAAAUCUCUGUGUACUUAGAGUAAGUAUUUUAUUGCCAGUAAAGGUCCUAACUGACUUUUUUGCUGCCCCCUUAGUGGAUUUAUUGGUUUUCAGACACUCGACAGAGAAAUUUUUGAAGUACUGAUCCGUGGAUGUGGUCUGUUUUUUAAAUAUUUGUUCUCACUUAUGCAGUUUGUGUGCAUCCACCAUCUUGUACUAGGCAUUUUGAUGUGCUGACAUGGUUGGUCAGUUUUUUCUAUAGGACUUUUCCAUCAGCGUAUGUACUGUGUAGUUUUGAAGAAAUAGUUUGUGUUAAGCAUGUGCUUCAUUCAUAUAAAAUGUUCAGAAUUUCCAAUUGCUUAGUUUCCAAGUCCUCUUAUCGGUUUGUCUGUGUAUGAUUCCUUCCAGGAAAGGGUCGACAUUUAUCCCUUCUAUUAAACGCAUACUUGUUUUCGUAGUACCGGGUUAACAGACUUUUCACUCUGAACUAUUGUCCUUCGUUAAAGUUCCCCGAGAAUCUCUGGCAGCACCAUCUACCGACAGGAUGGCAGCCCCUUGCUGCAGGCUUCGUUACAGCAGGAGUAAAAUUGGUUCGCUAACAAUUGUACUAGACUUUUGAAAGUUAUUUUAUGCCACUAGAUGACUGGUGUAGAAUGCAAUGACAUCUGCAUGUGAAUAAAGAUGGGCUCCAUGAGUACUGACUGGAAAAAAGGAAUGGAUUUGCAAUACCUGCCUCAGCACGUAUUCUUUUUUUAAAAAUAAUUGCAAUUGCCCGUAUUUCAAAGAGCGAUAAUCUAAACUACAUGGGCAAAGUGCUACGAUAAAUGAGCCAGCUAAGUGUACCAGUAACAUAGCUGCCAGUUGUAAAGCAAAAAUAUCUGUGUAGUCUGCUUGAUUAACAAAUGUAUAUUUGUAGCCCUUUCACGCAAUAGAAUUAAAGUUUGUUGUUUAUUAAAAAGCAUAAUGUUUUAGGGGAAAACUGCCUUCCUGCAUAGAAAUAUAGAAUAGCA
Gavia stellata (red-throated loon) is the source of this 2847-nucleotide messenger RNA. It is a transcript of the gene HNRNPA0, whose product is annotated as heterogeneous nuclear ribonucleoprotein A0. The transcript has a single exon. Bases 293 to 1234 code for a protein of 313 amino acids. NCBI's taxonomy places the organism in Eukaryota, Metazoa, Chordata, Aves, Gaviiformes, Gaviidae. The record is from RefSeq and is a predicted model, not a curated record. Gene Ontology annotation, molecular function: RNA binding.